AUGCCAAUGUCGGCUACUUCUUCAUCAACCUGGCCGGUGUGUCACCGCAACGAUUCACCGCUGAGGACGGUGCUCUCAGCGCCAGACAUGGAAUCGCUAGAUGAGAUCACAGACGGGGAUGUGCAGGAGCUUCUACUGGCCAUGGGCUCUCCAGCCGGUGGCCAUGACCGUGGUGCAAGACUGACGGAUGCGGAGGCGGUGGAGGACGACUGCGCCGUCUCGUACUCCGCUACCGUAGUACACUCACACGAAGAGUCGCCGGCCCAGCAGCAACAACUGCAACAACGGUCUUUUACCUCCUCCAGUGCCUACGUCGCUGCUCACUCUCGCUGUGUGCCUCUUCCACAUCACGCGAUGCCGUCUCCCAUGACGACUGAGUUCCAAAGUACUCUCCCGUUUAGUGGGCGUCGCACGUCUGUCACGUCAACACUCCCACAAGCCGUACCAUUGUUUCGGUCAAAUGCGUUUGCAGAGCAGAACAAUGUGGCUGUGGCAUCGAAAAGUUCGACUCCGUCGUCACCGUCCACCACCGCUGUUUCUCCAACAAAAACACAAGACGGCAGCGCGGAGUACCGGAGCUGGGCAUCGCCGCUGUUGCCGUCGCCACCAGCAUCUCUGGCACCGCCGCCCCUAGUGCCAAUCUCAGACACUGAAGUGCUCGAGGCCGAGCGCCACCGCUGGGACUCACAGCUUGUGCAGGAGUGUUGGCUGCAUCAAGAGCUCCACGGUGUACGGUGGGAUGAGGAGUUGUUCCUGCAGCAUGGCGCCGCGUACCGCCCUCGCGCUAUAGCUUCUCGCACCGCGGUCUCCAUGACACACUCAAAGAGACUGUGCAUUGUGCUGAACGUGGAGACGUCUGUCGUGGGGAACGCGGAAGGAGCGCUUGGAGACGAGAAGGGCCAGGGUGGCGAUGACAGCGCUGCCGCUUCGGCGGCGCUGCCAUCGAUGAGUUCCCCUGCGGCGGAGGCGUGGGCACCGCUCUUCAUGUGGCGCUCGCCCGCCUUCAUCCUCGGCGACAGCAGCGCCGUCUUGUCGCAGCUGUCGGAGCGCCUGAGCCAACAAUACGAAGGGCUGGCACCGCGACCGCUGCCAACGACGUGCUGCACCAACGCGCGGCUCUCUGACCUCAUUCAGACCCUCAGCGACGCCCGUAAAGACGCUGGGGAUGCAAAAGUCAUUUUUCACUACGUUGCUCGAGGAGUGCCGCCGCCGUGUAGGGGUAAUUUAUAUUUGGUAAACGUAGGGGGAAGCGCCACGGGAUACGCCGGACCGCCCUACAGCAAGCUGUCCCUGGACACCUUCCGCAGCCGUGUCGGGUUCCCGCUAGUCUUUGUGGCGGACUGCGCCCAGGCUGGCGAGGUACUGAACUACUACAUACGAAUGUGUGAGGAGCAGCAUCAGCAGCGCUAUUUCACCUCCUCGCGUGAGCACCAGCUCAAGUCGAGUCUUCAGGUAAGUGCAGCAGAGCUGGGUACCCCGGCCGCUGGCCAAGCGGGCCGGAUGAACUGCAGCUUCGAUCGUGUAGGCGGCAGCUUUGACCCGGGCCCUUCCGACUCGCUCCACCGCGGCGGUCACUUUGGCGCUGGCGGGAUGGACGGUGCCGCGCCGUCGCAGAGUGCCAUCCUGCAUGACUUCUACUUCAUUGGCGCUACUGGCAGUACCGACAAUGAGAAUGGCGGCGGUAGUUGCAGUGGGAGCAGCGCCAUGGGAUCGAGGAUUAGUUUUGGCCGUAGCGAUGCUGGCAUGAUGGGCGUUGGCGCUGCCGCCGGUGGGGCGGUAGGCGGCGGUCGGGCUGUGUGUAACGGUGAUGCCGGAGCCCUGCGGCAUCACCCACGCCUCCCCUCUGACAUCCUGACGAGCUGCCUCACCACUCCGCUGCGCAUGGCCAUCUUGUGGUUUAUUGCGAUGCGCCCUGAGCUGCAGGCGCUGCACCCGCUCAUUCUCCACCUCUUCCCUGGUACCUUGACGGACAAGAAAACGCCUCUCGGCCAGUUGCAAUGGUACCUGCAGAGCAUCACCGAGUGCAUCGCGUGGUCUACUCUCUCCCUCCCACAGUACUCUCGACUUUUCCGCGAGGACGUCUACGUCGCGCCGCUCUUUCGAGGGUAUCUGUUGGCAGAGCGCAUCGUCGUCGGUGGACUAGGCGGGUGCCUCAGUGUCUACCCACCCGUGCCAGCGACCCACUCGCACACGCUGUGGAGUACGUGGGACAACAUUGUGGAGCGCGCGUGCGUCUCUCUCCUCCGUGCACUUAGGCCCACCCCGCCACACUGUGCGAGUGUGCUGGAGUUCCGCACUUGGCUGGAUGUGCAGGUGACAGCGUGGAAGUAUAGCCGUCCCGACCUUCUGGCCGUGGCAGCCCGCAAUGCGAUGUCGAACGCGACCGCGUCACCGGGGACAGAGGCGCAGACAAAUUGCUUGCCGUCGCUGCCGGACGACUCCGCGGUGGUGAUACCACCGUUCCUGAGCGAGGAGCUACUCGGACUGCAGGCAAUGCUGGAUGGCAUUACGCAGCAGUCAUUUGAGGUGCCACGGGCCUACUUGGCUGGAGUGUGGGGACUUCCAUCACGCUUGUCGACCUCAGUGGCGGCGUGGGGCGGCGCUAACGCGACUGCCGCUGUUGCAGACGGUUGGGAUGAGUCCGGAGAGACCAGACGUGAGCGACGCCGCCGGCAUGUCUCUCCUACCCCGGAAGGUGCCGCACAGGGCAGAAGUAGCCGUGGCGCGGCCGCCAGAGUUGUGCUGCGCGGCAUUGCUGACCAGUACUGCAACUCUCUCCGCUCGUCCUAUCCAUCAGCGCCUCAACAGCUAUCGCCGGCUUCCAGAUCAUCUGCUUUGCCUAACAGUGCUGAGAACGCUGCCGGUACUGACAGCCUGCUUUGGGAGGGCAACACGCAGAGCAGGGCGGCUGCCUUCUUCCGCCAUGCCUCGACUCAAAGUCGGCGCUCACGCAAGCAGCACCCCAUGGCACCUGAGGCUGCUACUGCUGCUGCUGCUGCUGCAACUCGUGACAUGCCGAAGCGGGUGGAAUCGCACGCCAGCGUCGCCUCCCGACGAUAUCAGCGAGUGUCAAAUCCUGACCUCAGCGGGCUUUCGAGUGCUACCAACACUUCCGCAGCAGUGUCGACGGCGCCUGCUGCAAGCGGUGGGGCGGCGGUGCCACCCGCGCCUGCCCUCUCAAGGGCGGUCACACAGCGCUCCCCAAGACACCUUGCGGUGCGCAAGACAGAGUAUAUGACAAACCUCCUCACCAGCGCCGCCACCUCUGGCCAGGCCGUCUCUUUCCACUACACCACAGGCUUGUAUCGCCCCACAGCCGCGAUAGACACCCCCGCACCUCUGGGGGGCCUGUACGGCUCUUUCUCCACGGCGGCGACAGCAGCACGGUCAGAGGCGUCAAUGCCGCAGCAAACGUUCCCGUUUGUGGACCGGAUGCCAUCGUUGCUCCAGGCCCUGCUGGUCGCUGCACACCGUGAGAGGGCGACAAAGCUGGUCUGCCGACUCGUCGACUGUGGCCCGGCAGCGGUGCUACAGUGUGCCGAAGCAAACGUCUACCGCUUUGUACUGGACCGUUACUGGAGUCGGCCCGACUUGCAUUUCUUGAUGCCGGCCACACUGUUCAUCUACUGUAAGAGCUGCUACGCCGAUCCCGAGCUGAUUGGGUCCGCGAAGCAGCGGGACGUGGCGGUGAAAGCCUGCGCGGAGAUACUCCAGUGCCCGGUAGAGGUGCCGCCAUCUACGUCGUCAGCUGGCAGUGACGAGGCGCCAGGGGCGUGGCAGAGCACCGUGCUGGGUCCUUAUGCCACCCCGUACGGACAGCGCAUGAUGGCCGCGUCGCUGCUGACGCUCAUUGCCUUGCACAACGACGAUGGCCGCGAGGCAUGCCAUCAGUGCGGUGUGUUUCAGCUCUGCUGCCAGCUGCUACAGCAAGCGCAAGAGGAGGCGCCACUAUGGCAAGCGGCGACAGAGGCGUCGACCGCUGCUACUACCACAGCAGGUGCGACGACGGUGACAGCAGCACCGUCAAUCCCUCGUGUGCCGUCCUUCUCGAAGAAGCCGCCUAUUUUAUCGACACCGCCGGCGCUGUGCCAUCAACAGCCCGCAACGCCGCUCUACGAGGCAGGCGACGAGCCACGGCACGUGGCACCACCGCCGGUGUCUAUCGCCACCACUUACCACUUGACCUUGCUGACGCUUUUCGUGUCGCUCCUGUGCAACUGGAAGCUGCCCGCCAUUGCUUCUGCUGCUACCGGCGAGGAAGCAGAAGAGCACAACAUGGAGAGGGGGGAGGGGGAGCCGCUUGGCAGCUCGCCCGCAAAUCCCGAUAUCCCUUUCUGCGGAGUGCCGCCGCCUGACCCGCCUUCCCUGAGUCCCCCGCUGGAUGGCACCGUGCACGACGUGCUGCGGACGUCUGCCGAGGUGCUCGAGGCGGGGUUGCAUGCGGCGGCACCGGCGUUGCUGUACUUUAUGUACUCUGAGACGUCGAUUCUGCGCGGAGCAGCACAGCGGUGCUUCAUGAUGGUGCUCAUCUCGCCAGCGCCGAGCCAGGCCUCGCGAGCCCGCUACGCCGAACUGCAGCUGCAUCGUCUGUACGAGAUGCCAGUGCGCAUAGCCGAGAUGAACACGGAUCUGAGGCUGGAGGCGAUACGCAUGGCCUACGUCACGUAUCACUGGCUGUUUGCGCAGCUGCGCGAUGGCAUACCGGUGGAGGAGAUUGGGCAGUACGUGGUCCGGUGGAUGUAUCGGUGGUUCAGGCUGGCUGCCAAGGGUAAGCCCCCGCCCGCACCGUUCAUCUUUGGCGACAAGGGCCCUUGCAGAACCGGCGCACAACCCACGUCCAUCCGCGCGCACGGCAGCAACUCCUCGUCACUGCCCCAGCAGCAAUCUGUCCACAACGUCUGGGCACCGUCCACUGUGUCUGUGUCGUACUGCGGACCGAACGUUCUGACACCGGGGUCUGUCUACUCUCACCGCCGCAGCAACGUACUGGCGCCCACUGCCCGAUCUGUCCGUGUCAGCAUGGUGAGCGACUCCUCCCCUGGGGCUGCUGUGGACUCUGUGGUGCUCGGCUGUGGUCUUCGUCACCGCAUCACGCAACAGGAUCAUCGCCGGUUGCAGGCCUACCUGCCCCCACUCAGCAAUCUUGUGCGCCUCUUUUUCGAACACACUCAAGACACCUGCCCCUACGUGCGCACGUAUGUGCGGCAUGUAGUGCAGGAGGAGUUCAAUUUUCUUCGUCAGCCGUGGUAUGAUGACUACGCCGUGAUGGACAACCAGCGCCCCUCCUCGUCAUCCCUCAUCGCCGAAGAGGACGACUACAGCGCGGCAGGCCGUCACUACCACCCCAGUCAUCAACGCUGGCAAGGCCACGUGUCCGGCCCCCGCCAGAGGUAUUGUCACGGCGACCAUCACCAUUAUGCCAGUGGGGAAGGCGGGCCAGGAUGUGGCGGAGAAGAGCUAGAGGCGUCGCCUACAGUGCUCGGCAGCGACCUCACCCUGCGCUUGCCGCUCAAGCAGUUGGUUCGCGUGAGUGAGGAGAUGGACGCUCACGACGGCGGCGGCGCCGCGGCAGCGGCGCUCUUCGGUACGCGCCCUAUGAGUGUCUCUCCCACGGCGAUGCCGAGCGACUUCGAGGUUGGCCACUGGAGUGUAGUUGCUGCCGCGGCGUCCGCUGGGGACAUGGAUGAUGUUGCUGAGCCGCACCCUGCCGUGCUGCGUCGUUUCAUUGUGCGACUGCUGCGCAUUGCGUCGUCCAGCAAUGCAGAGGGAGCAACUGCGUCCCCGACGUCGCCGCGGCGUCCACUCUCGCACUAUCGUACUGAUGCUGCAGACGCUGUCGGCGAAGAAGACGGCGGCUGUGACGACAUGCGGCAGCAGAGAGGACGCAGCACUCGUGGGUUUCCUUGCAACAGUGACGCAGAGGCCGACCAGGACGGAUUCGCCAUGCGCGCUGGAGCUCGUGGCGGCAUGUCUUCCACUGCCACUACUCGGCGUCGUGGCGCUGGCGACAAUGGUGUCAGGCUGCAGGAUGGGGUUGACUAUUUUGCGUCUGAACUGCAUGUAGGCAACGAGGAAGUCAUCAGUGGCAGCGAGAUGGACAGCAUGCUCCUUGACGCGGAGGCCUUCGCGCUGCACCCGUUGUGGACUCUGGACAGCACCGCCAUGAUGACGUUUGCCUACGGCGCCCUCAGCUUCCUUGAACGCUUCAUGCUGGAGGAGAUGGACGACAGCGACCCACGCCACCCUAUGAACCUCGAAAAAGAGAACGCGUUGUACGAGUACAGUCAACGCGUAGAGCGCAACAUCCGAGCAUCAGCUCAGGAUGCCACAACGGGCGUGGUGGACGUAGGCGGAUGCGGCGGAGCACCGUUGCAGGCGGUGCGUGAUGCGGAGCAGCUGAGCAGGACGGCCGGCAGCGCAACACCCUUCCCGACGGCAACACGUGCGUAUCCCCCAUUCCAGUUCAUCGGCGUAGGUGACAUUAGCUGGGCUGAUAUGCCUGGAUACGGACGGCAUGGCCCGUCAGCGUCCUCUAGCUUCUCCCCAGAGUCAAGUGCUACACGGCAUGGGGGUGGCGUCGACGCGGUGGCCUCGUCCCUCUUGCGUGUGGCUGGUAAUGUGGAUGUCAUCCUCUUCCACCCAUCGGAGCCGAUGGUUGUGACAUCAACAACGAGCGGCUUGUUGAGCGUGUGGUCGUACGAACAUGUCGGCAAGACAGCGGUGGGCGAAGUGGAGGCGGCGCAGAACGUAGUUAACAGCGGCAGCGGAGGUGAGGGCGGUGCUGAGAGCUCUGCGACAGUGCGUGGCCCACGCAGGGGCCCUGUCUCAUAUCGUCAAGGUUUGGAGGCACUCGCGCAGUAUUUCCUGCGCGACGUUGUCGGCCGCGCCAACUCUGCCAUGGAGCACGUUGCGCAGCCCCGAUACAUGUACGACCGAUACAACCCACACGGAGAGGCCCCAACUCGGCGCGCAGGGGGUUCCAUUGCCGCUGUGAAGGCGGAGCUAAAAGCGCGUCGGCUCUCGCGCGCUGUGUACAGCACAGGUAAAGCCGUCAGCGCCGCGGCUCACCUCCCUAACGAGGCAAAUGACUUUGGUGGUGGCGGCAGUCGGCCCAGUCUGUGGAUGGUGCGCGCCGAGGCCGCCAAUGCCGCUGCCGCACUUCCGUCUUCGUACCGGCACCGCCACCAGCACUACUACCACGAGGUGAGCGACCUGCAUCUCAUCGAUGCGGCCUGCCACCCUCUGCUGUGCGCGGUGCGGCGCACCGGUGCCGUGGAGAUAUUUUCCAACUUUGCCGACCGCCAGCAAGUCCGCCGUGUGACCACCUUCGAAACUUUGCAGGUGGAUGAGCGAGAGGAGCAGUACCACUGCGUGUCGAGCUACCAGCCCCCCACCGGCUUGUUGUACUUGAGCACUCAGGACAGUGGUGUCAGCACCUGGGAUUUGGGAAGCGAGCAACGGCUUGCAGUGUCUAACCGAUUGACCACCGCUGCUGAGGAUACCGCAGCCGUGUCGGCCCUCAUGGCUCACCCGUGCACGCUGUACGAGUACGUUGUGGGCAGCUAUGACAUGCCCGUAUGCGUCUUCGAUUUACGCGACCGCACCACCGGAGCGGCUCGACGCGGCGUGUCUCUGCCGUCUCUCCGUUGUCACAUCAAGAGUGGCCUUGUCUCGCCCUUCUGCCUGCGGGUGAGCUACUCGCGACGCUACCCGAAUGCGGUGUUGGCUGGGUACGCUGACGGAACAGUGGCCGUCUGGGACCGGCGGUAUGCGAGGCAGCCGUGCAUUCUGUUUGGCGCGGAGCUCGACAGCUCGUCUGCUACAGACCCCGCCUCCAGUAAGGUCCGCCCCACCUCCGCUGCCACCCCUCGCAUGAUUUGCCACCUUGACACACAUCCGAGCAGCAAACGGUUUCUGACGCUCAUGACAACUCCGUCAUCGCUGCAGCUCGUGCAGCCCUGGAGAAACGACGGACGGGCGAGUCUGGUUGGCGCAGGCGGCUCUGACGGGGGACGCUUGGCUCAUGAGGGAGCGCUAAAGCGGCCGACCACGUCUCUCGUGCAUGAGUUCUUACUGGACACCAACGGUGGCAGCAGCGGUCCUGGGGCUGCGUGCUUUCACGACUUCAGCCCUGUCCUCGGCGUCGGCGUUGGCAGCACUGUGCAGCUGUACGGCACACCGUGUCUCACCUCCGCGACAGCGUACCUUGAAGGAGGCCUGGGCUGA
This is a messenger RNA of Leishmania braziliensis MHOM/BR/75/M2904, 8226 nucleotides long. RefSeq lists its product as hypothetical. Bases 1 to 8226 code for a protein of 2741 amino acids. The transcript has a single exon. NCBI's taxonomy places the organism in Eukaryota, Euglenozoa, Kinetoplastea, Trypanosomatida, Trypanosomatidae. Gene Ontology annotation, biological process: regulation of autophagy; positive regulation of cell growth; positive regulation of protein serine/threonine kinase activity. Gene Ontology annotation, cellular component: cytoplasm; TORC1 complex. The record is from RefSeq and is a predicted model, not a curated record. Gene Ontology annotation, molecular function: protein-macromolecule adaptor activity; protein binding.